AUCCAACAAAAAUAACGAAACAAACUUCUCCCCACACAUUCACCAUUUCUUCCCUUCCUUCUCCUCCAUUUCUUACACUUCCCUUCAUAUUCUGUCGGCACCAAAUUAAAAAACUUUUGUUGAAGAAAAUAUGGAUUCACAAAAUGAUAAUACAUUCAAGAAAUGGGAUAAUCUUUGUUCAGAUAUUACAGAAAAAAAUCCUUUCUUACCUCCCAACUCGUUCUAUAGUUAUUGCUUCCUCUGUAUGCAAAAGCUGGAAUUCAAUAAUAACAUCUUCUUCUUUAACCACCAAAAUCUCAGCUACAAAAAAACCAUGGCUUUUUUUCUGUGGCCAAAACAAUAUUUUUAUCAAAAAUAACCAAGCUUUUGCUUUUGACGCUAAUGCAAAUGAAUGGAUUAUACUUCCUACUUCAACCCUUUUAUCCCAAGAUUUCUUUAUUGGUUCAAAUGGUUUUUUCUUUGCUACAACUUCUCAAAAUUUCAGUUUUAAGCCAAUUCUCAAUGGUACUUGGGCUCAAACUAGUCCUUUGAAAUUCUCUAGGUGUAAUCCUCUUGUUGGUGUUUAUUACAAAGAUGGGUUAAAUCAAGAACCAAGAUUUAUUGUUGUAGGUGGUGUUAGAUUUGUUGGUGGAUUAGUUGAAAUUGAGGACCGUUUGGCUGUGGAAAUUUAUAAUCCAAAUUUGGAUUUUGAUUUUAGGUCAGGUAAUUCAUCACAAUGGUUAUGUUCAGCUUUAUUGAGAGGAAAAUUCUAUGUUUUUGGGAUAUAUUCUUGUUUUAUUACAUGUUUUGAUUUGGACAAAUGUUUGUGGAGUGAAGUUCAAACACUUAGACCACCUGGGAUUUUGUUUUCACUCUUGGUUUCAUGUCAAGAUUGUUUAGUUUUAGGUGGAUUAUGCAAUUCACUAAAUGGACCAAAUUUUAUACUUUGGAAAGUUGAUGAGAAAACAAUAGAGUUUAGUGAAAUUGCAAUAAUGCCACAAGAACUAAUGUAUUGUUUAUUUGAUAGUGAAGAGGAUGACAAAUAUGCUAGUUUAAAAUGUGUUGGAUUAGGGAAUAUUAUUUAUGUAUGCAAUGAAGAGCAUCACAAGAAUUACAAUGCUUGUGUUUGUGAAUUUGGAAAUGAGUUUGGGAAAUGUAGUUGGAGGAAAGUGCCUAAUUUGCCAACAAUUGCUAGUAAAUUUCAUAGAGUGAUUAGCUUUUGUUCAAAUAUUUCCCUUGAUAACAUUCUUCAUGGUGCAAGAAUUUAAGUUUGACAAAUAGCAGAUAUUUGAUAGAAUAGUCGAGGUGAAAUACAAAUUGAUUGGAUGGAACAGUUGAGGUGCGACACAAACUGGCCGAACAUUGAUGUUAUGAAGAAAUAAUAAGUUUCUUUCUACAGUUCCCAUUGACAAUGUUCUUGUGGGUGCAAAGGAAAUUCUUGAUCUGGGGCAUAUUGUUCAAUGAGUCUGAGUUUGGCGUAAACAGUAAAGUUGUUGUCAUGUGACCAGGAGGUCAACGGGUUCGAACCGUAAAAAUAGUAUCUUGUAAAAAUGUAGGGUAGGACUGCGUACAAUAGACCUUUAUGGUCCGACCCUUUCCUGGACCCCACACAUAAAGGAAGCUUAGUGCACCAGACUGUCCUUUUGCUAUGAUCAAUAGAAGCAGUUUUUUCAUGCAUAAUAAUAUAUACUACAUGUUAAGAAAUAAGAUUGAGUACUAGUACUUUUUAUUGUUUCCAUAAUUAUAUGCAAUUAUAGAUAACCCUUUGGUUAUGUUUGGUAGU
Molecule: messenger RNA, 1762 nt
Organism: Nicotiana attenuata
Lineage: Eukaryota; Viridiplantae; Streptophyta; Magnoliopsida; Solanales; Solanaceae
Product: F-box/kelch-repeat protein At3g24760
Biological process (GO): SCF-dependent proteasomal ubiquitin-dependent protein catabolic process
Molecular function (GO): ubiquitin-protein transferase activity; protein binding
Source: RefSeq, a predicted model, not a curated record